This is a messenger RNA of Chlorocebus sabaeus (green monkey), 1887 nucleotides long. It is a transcript of the gene TMEM187, whose product is annotated as transmembrane protein 187. Gene Ontology annotation, cellular component: transport vesicle. NCBI's taxonomy places the organism in Eukaryota, Metazoa, Chordata, Mammalia, Primates, Cercopithecidae. The record is from RefSeq and is a predicted model, not a curated record.
GCUUACCGCAGCCCCGGGAGGUGGGUCCCAGCCUCGCCCCCACGUUCCGCCGCCUCCAGGAGGCCGCCCGGGCGCGGCGGCGGCGGCGGCGGCAUCUUCUCUGCCACGCGCAGGCCGCAGCGCGGGGACCCAAGCUGCUGCCCGCGAGCGGCAGUCGCCAGUAGAAUUGGACAGACAGGUCCUGUAAGAGCCUGUGGCUUUUGUUGUAAACGUCUAGAGGUUCAAUUAAAUUACAAGAUCUACCAGAUCUACCGGCGGGCAGAAUUAUUACUUUGAAGUUACUGAAGUUAUGCGUCCUGCUGGAAGACCUUGUAAUUUAAUGCGUUAGUAAAGAAGCACAUAUCACCGUCUCACACAUUUUCAACAAUAUUUUUAAAGUCGCCUGUCAACAUAUUACAUGAAUUUUGUAAUCCUCUGUGUUUUAGUUCAUGCAGUUGGAAGUAUCCAUUUGAGAAGGGACAAAGAGAAGAAUUCCUGCUUGUCUGGCUGUGCCACCACCUGCUCUUUGUGACCUUGGAUAGUUACCUCACUUCUAUGUCCCCAAGUCCCCCACCCAUGGAAAAAGGCAGAACGUUCCUCCGCUGGCGCCAGCCAAUCAGCAGGACUCCUGCCUUCCUUCAGGGCAAGGUCGCAGCAUCUGCCUCGGAAAUCACGGGGCUUCUUCCUGCUGGCUCAGCUUGGAGGCCCAGAGUGUUCUGCAGAGGCUGCGUAUUGAAGGCUGCUCUCUGAAGCUCCCUGCCCCAGGUCAGGCCACCAGUUCCAGAUGAAUCCGGAGUGGGGGCAGGCCUUCAUGCACGUGGCCGUGGCCGGUGGCCUCUGUGCUGUGGCCGUGUUCACAGGCAUUUUUGACAGCGUCUCCGUGCAAGUGGGCUAUGAGGACUACGCCGAGGCGCCGGUGGCUGGUCUCCCUGCCUUCCUGGCCAUGCCGUUCAACUCACUGGUGAAUGUGGCCUACACGCUACUAGGGCUAUUCUGGCUGCACAGGGGCGGCACGGUGGGGCCGGGUCCCCGCUACCUGAAGGAUGUGUUCGCAGCCAUGGCCCUGCUCUACGGCCCUGUGCAGUGGCUGCGCCUAUGGACGCAGUGGCGCCGCACCGCCGUGCUGGACCAGUGGCUCACCCUGCCCAUCUUUGCGUGGCCUGUCGCAUGGUGCCUCUACCUAGACCACGGCUGGCGGCCCUGGCUGUUCCUCUCCCUUGAGUGCAUCUCCCUGGCCAGUUACGGCCUUGCUCUGCUGCAUCCCCAGGGCUUCGAGGUCGCACUGGGUGCUCAUGUGGUGGCCGCUGUGGGGCAGGCGCUGCGCACCCACAGGCACUAUGGCAGCACCACCUCGGCCACGUACUUAGCUUUGGGGGUGCUCUCUUGCCUGGGCUUUGUGGUCCUCAAGCUGUGUGACCAUCAGCUCGCACGGUGGCAUCUCUUCCAGCGCCUCACAGGCCACUUCUGGUCCAAGGUCUGUGACGUGCUCCAGUUCCACUUUGCGUUUUUGUUUCUGACGCAUUUCAACACUCACCCAAGAUUCUGUCCCUCUGGCGGGAAGACACAUUGAACUGUGGGAAGAACCUGCUGAAAACCGACGACCCCCGGCAUUGAAACGGACUCUGAGAUGGUGCCAGUGUGGGGCAUCCUACGUGUGAUGAUACGCACUGAUCACACAGGACUGCCCUUUCCUGAGAAGCUGCGGGCUUUGGUGUGGAGGGAUGGAGUGCUGUGACCUCGACAACCUACUUUCAAAGACAUAAAGCAAAGAUCUUGGCACAAGGGAUGUGGGUGUUCCUGAUGUAAUUCUCAUAACUUUCCUGUAGUUUGAAAUGUUUCCAAAUAAAUAUUGGCAAGGGGAGUGGAAAUGACACCAAGAAGCCCCUUGCGCUCAUGGUUGGACGGAGA